Messenger RNA from Drosophila innubila, 1160 nucleotides. Its product is annotated as cell wall integrity and stress response component 4. The transcript is spliced from 3 exons. The record is from RefSeq and is a predicted model, not a curated record. Bases 31 to 915 code for a protein of 294 amino acids. Lineage: Eukaryota; Metazoa; Arthropoda; Insecta; Diptera; Drosophilidae.
CUCAAUCUCAAAGUCAAAGUGAAGUUCAGAAUGUUGCUGCCACAGUCGUUGGUGUUGGUUUUGAUGAUGUUGCUGACUAUGUUGCAAGUGCUGCAAGUUCAAAUGCAGCCAGUGGACAAUGUGCCAGUGGAACCGGUGCCAGAGGACGACAACAACAACAGCAACAUCGAAUCGUUGGGUCGUGUGCUGUACGAUCAACGACAGACGGGCAAAUACAACAUCCAUGUGAGCAUUAAGGAUGUGGCCAUCAUCGAGGUGGAUCAAAAUGAACUGGCUGAUGAAUCGUAUAAUGCCGAGGACGAUGAUUAUUACUAUGAUGAUAGUGCUCUGACUAUUAAACCCAUCAAGUUUACCACCGAAGCCAGUCCAACAACAACAACAACAACAAGAGCACCGACAACAACAGCGUCGACGACAACAGAACCUUCUGUGGCAGCAACUGUUGCAACUGUUGCAGCUGUGAGUGGCAACAUCAGCGCCUAUAGCGCACAGCUUUUGGCUGACAUUGCUGCCACGCAACGUCAGAAGCCCAAGACGAACAAUUUGAUCAUUAUGGACAUGCCUACGGAAAGUUCUUCCACUCUGCCGUCCAAAUGGUUACAAGCCCGAUCCAAGGAUGAACCCAUUACAACAACAACAACAGCAGCAACAGCAUCGCAAUUGUCUAAUAUUGAGUAUACGCCAUCGCAAGGUCACGAUUCGCCCAUUUUUAAGGUGAAAGUGCAACGUGCCGCAAAUCCCACUCCAACAGCGGAGACUCCAUCACGUUGUCGAACUCAUCAGUUCCGCGAUGCGCAUGGCAAGUGUCGCACCAAACGCUCCGGCUCAAUCUUAAGAAAGCUCUUCGGUAUGCUGGUGUCGCUGCCCUUUGCCGGCAAUCGUCAUGGUCAUGGUCUCCAGGUGUCUCCCCCUUAAAGAAGUCGCUCAAUGAUCACGCACUUUUAGCUUUAAGUACUAUAAUUAUUGGAUUUACAAAUAUUGUCUCUAGUUAUACAUUAAAUGCAUGCUUUUGCAAAGAUUUUUUUUGGCUUAUUAAGUUUAGAACGUAAGGUUUUUUGAUAUAGUUUUUCAUUUGUCUUCUAAUUGGGGUAUUAGUUAAUUGAUCUGACUUUAGUAUUGAGGCAUAAUAUAAGAUGAUGUUUCAAUUAUUACUUAUAGGA